Messenger RNA from Corapipo altera (White-ruffed manakin), 2819 nucleotides. It is a transcript of the gene KLHL17, whose product is annotated as kelch like family member 17. Bases 78 to 2105 code for a protein of 675 amino acids. The record is from RefSeq and is a predicted model, not a curated record. The transcript is spliced from 13 exons. Lineage: Eukaryota; Metazoa; Chordata; Aves; Passeriformes; Pipridae. Gene Ontology annotation, molecular function: protein binding.
CGGUGCGGGUGUUAGCGGCGCCCCGCAGCAUCCCCCGGGCUGGGCCGUGGCUGCAGCGGAGCCGUUUGGAACAGCCGAUGCCGUCUCCAGCCUCUGCACCGCGGCAUCCCCGUGGCCGAGGCCGGCAGCAUCCCUGUGCUGAGCGUGCCCUCCUUUCCCUGUCCUCUGCCAAGUCCUGGAGAGAUCCCGUUGGUAAAGGGAAAAGCCGCAGCUCUGGAGCCCGGGGAGCAGCCGCAGAGAGGGGUCUGGCCUGGCCGUGGUGUUCCUUGCCCUCGGUGGAAGCACACGGAGCCGGUGAGAAGGGGAAAACCCCCCAGCUCCCUCCUGCAGCCAUGGAAGGGGGUGUGCAGCUCCUCAACCGCGACGGGCACAGCAUCUCCCACAACUCCAAGCGCCACUAUCACGAUGCCUUCGUGUGCAUGAACCGCAUGAGGCAGCGGGGGCUGCUCUGCGACAUCGUGCUCCAUGUGGGCACCAAGGAGAUCAAGGCCCACAAGGUGGUGCUGGCGUCGUGCAGCCCGUACUUCCACGCCAUGUUCACAAAUGAGAUGAGUGAGAGCCGCCAGACCCACGUGACGCUGCACGACAUCGACCCCCAGGCCCUGGAGCAGCUGGUGCAAUACGCCUACACCGCCGAGAUCGUGGUGGGAGAGGGGAAUGUGCAGACACUUCUUCCUGCUGCCAGCCUGCUUCAGCUCAAUGGUGUGCGGGAUGCUUGCUGCAAGUUCCUGCUCAGCCAGCUCGACCCAUCCAACUGCCUGGGGAUCCGGGGCUUUGCUGACACCCACUCCUGCAGUGACCUCCUCAAGUCUGCUCACAAGUACGUCCUCCAACACUUCGUGGAGGUGUCCAAGACAGAGGAGUUCAUGCUGCUGCCUCUUAAACAGGUGCUGGACCUCAUUUCUAGUGACAGCCUCAAUGUGCCAUCGGAGGAGGAGGUGUACAGGGCUGUGCUCAGCUGGGUCAAACAUGAUGUGGACAGCAGGAGACAGCACGUCCCCAGGCUCAUGAAGUGCGUCCGGCUGCCCCUGCUGAGCCGGGACUUCCUCAUGAGCAACGUGGACACGGAGCUGCUGGUGCGGCACCACUCGGAGUGCAAGGACCUGCUGAUCGAAGCCCUCAAGUACCACCUCAUGCCGGAGCAGAGGGGCGUCCUGAGCAACAGCCGGACGAGGCCGCGGCGCUGCGAGGGGGCCAGCACGGUGCUCUUCUCCGUGGGUGGAGGGAGCCUGUUUGCCAUCCACGGGGACUGUGAGGCCUACGACACGCGGACGGACCGGUGGCACAUGGUGGCCUCCAUGUCGACGCGCAGGGCCAGGGUGGGCGUCGCGGCCAUUGGGAACAAGCUCUACGCCGUGGGCGGCUAUGAUGGGACCUCAGACUUGGCUACAGUGGAGUCCUAUGAUCCUGUCACCAAUUCCUGGCAGCCUGAGGUGUCCAUGGGCACCAGGAGGAGCUGCCUGGGUGUAGCAGCACUUCAUGGGCUUCUCUAUGCUGCUGGGGGGUACGAUGGGGCCUCGUGCCUGAACAGCGCAGAGAGGUACGACCCUCUGACAGGCACCUGGACAUCCAUCGCUGCCAUGAGCACCAGGAGACGCUACGUCCGGGUGGCAACUCUAGAAGGCAACCUCUAUGCUGUUGGGGGAUAUGACAGCUCAUCCCACUUAGCCACGGUAGAGAAAUAUGAGCCCCAGAUCAACACCUGGACACCCAUCGCCAACAUGCUGAGCCGCCGGAGCAGCGCGGGGGUGGCCGUGCUGGAGGGGAUGCUCUACGUGGCUGGGGGCAACGAUGGCACCAGCUGCCUUAACUCUGUGGAGCGCUACAACCCCAAAACCAACACGUGGGAGAGCGUGGCACCCAUGAACAUCCGCAGGAGCACCCACGACCUGGUGGCCAUGGAUGGGUGGCUGUACGCCGUGGGUGGCAACGACGGGAGCUCCAGCCUCAACUCCAUCGAGAAGUACAACCCCCGCACCAACAAGUGGGUGGCAGCGUCCUGCAUGUUCACCCGCCGGAGCAGCGUGGGGGUGGCCGUGCUGGAACUCCUCAACUUCCCUCCCCCCUCCUCGCCCACCCUCUCGGUGUCUUCGACGAGCCUUUGACAAAGAAUCAGGACGUACCUUACCUCAAGGGGACAGGGGUGCCUGGCAGGGCUCUAGGCCAGCCCCGAGGGGCAGCCGGUCGCUGUAGGAGGGGAGCGAAGGUCCUGGUUGGUGCCUGCAGCCCCAGCACUCCUGUGAACCCCGGAGCUGUCCCCGCUCUUGGGGCGCCCAUCGGAUCAGCGCGACCACAGCAGUUAGAAAUGUGCUUCCUGGACGAGCACCCUCGGUCGGAGGGCGACGAGGCGGGUGCUCUCCGCUCCGCUCAGACUCAUCCCACCGCCCGCCCCAAGGGCUCAUAAUCUCCUUUGGGGAGGGGAAACUGUAAACCAUUGCUGCUUCUUGGAUUCACGGGAUCCAGCCGGUGCCACACACGAGCACAGCCAGCCUUGGAGGCUUCCAGGAGCCCCGUGGGGUGGCCGAGGUGGGCAGCGCUCCUGCCAAGGACACGGCGAAUGUGCGACCACCGCUCCUCUGAAUGUCACUGUAGCCAAACUCUUUACCAAGCCUAUCGUGCACUGUUAAAGACUCUGAGGCCACUGUAUGGUUCUCAAUGGUGUCUCAUUGAUGCCUUAAAAUACACAAACAGAAGAAUCCCGGCUAAGGGACAGGGCCUGGAGGAGGUGAGGUUCGGAGGCAGAACUGGACGUAGCAUCCUGAACCCUCCAGUGUUUCCAUGCUCUGCUGGCCCCCACCUCAUCCCCUGAGAUCCCAGCU